UUAGUAACCGCACAUUCUUUCAUCCAUGUUAGUUCUUUUUUAGGUGGAAAUUUUUAAUAUUCUUUUACGAUAAAAUAUCUAUCUUUACUUGGCUUAUCAAAAAUUUGUUUGUCAAAAUUGUUUCGACGUAAUCUAUUAUUUUAUUAAAAUGUUUGCUUUAUCUGUUAUCUGCAAUUGAUGCCAUUUUAUGAUUCAUCAUGGAAACCAAUGGAAUGAAACCCGUCACUUUCGAUAUUAGAAAAGAAAAGAGAUUUCAAGCAAAGAAAAGGAAACUGGAAGCCCUCCUUAACCUUUUUCAAGAGGAAGACAAAUCUCUAACCAUAUCAAAUAAAAAGAAAACCUCUACCACUCUUCAAGAGGACUAUAAAACUCUCAAAGACGAAUUGAAAAAAUAUACAAGAAAACCAGACAUGGAACCAGGCUUUUACCUUACAGAUACUGGAUAUAAAUCUCUGUUAAGAUUAAAAGAUAAAAAGCUGUCGAAAAAUGUAAAGCCUUUAUUUGUGAAAGAUAUCUAUCAAGUUCUCCUUAAAUCUGUUAUUGGUCAUAUGUCACCUUAUUCGAAUAUUAAAUGGUCAAAAUUAGAACAACCACAAAACAUUGUUAAAACUGUCUUUUUAGUCAUUGAAGGCCUUCCUAAAAAAGUUGUUCUACAGAAUAGAACUUCUCUUUCAAACCUUACUGAAAUUUUUCCCUUUGUAUUUGAUAUUGCUUCUUCGAAUUUACCGUUCCCUCAAGAGUUAACCACAUUGCACAAAGUGACUCAUUUUCACAUAGAAAAUGGAAAUUCUUAUUCUUCUAUGUUCCCAAGUAAAAAGUCUGUUCAAGUUAAAUCGGAUGAGAAUUUACAGAAACCUUCUAAAGUUCAUUUGCUGCUCAGCCCAAUUCAAUUGGUAAUGGAGAAUUAUCCUUUACCUAAAAGUGUGUUUGAAUACUCUAAAAGUGAUAAUUAUUCUUAUUCAAAGGAGAAAUAUGUUCCGGUUACUGCUAACUCUCCACUGUUUGCCUUGGAUUGUGAAAUGUGUCGUACUGAUAAGUCCAAUUCUGAACUAACUCGAAUUGCUGUAGUUAAUGAAAAUCAUGAAGUUGUUUAUCACUCAUUAGUUAAACCAAAAGCCAAAAUUAUUGAUUACUUAACUAAAUUUAGUGGUAUUACAAAAAGUAUGUUAAGUGGUGUUAAAACUAGAUUGGAAGAUGUUCAAAGAGAACUAAGAGCUAUUCUGCCAUCAGAUGCAAUCCUUUGUGGCCAGUCUUUGAAUUGUGAUUUGCACGCGCUUAAAAUGAUUCAUCCAUAUGUUAUAGACACUAGCAUAAUAUUUAAUUGUAGUGGAAUACGUCAUAAAAAAGACUCAUUGAAAUAUCUGUCAAUGGUUCAUCUAAAUGAAAAUAUUCAGGGCAGUAAAAUGGGUCACAGUCCAGUCGAAGAUGCUUUGGCGACUAUGAAAUUGGUUCAGUUAAAACUGAAUAACACUAUUAGUUAUGGUGAUCUCUGCAUUGGUGAUGGUAUUGCUUCGAAUAAUGUAGAAAAAGAUAUUGAUAUUAAGUUUUCAGGAGAAAGUAAACAAUGUAAUGAGGAAGAAAAUGGAGUAGUAAUUAGUGAGAAAACAGAUGAGAAUGAAAAUAAAGAGCAACUUGGAAUGUCUAAUGAAAGUCAAAGUAGUUUCUUUGACUUGACCUCUAAAUAUGAGAAAAAAGUUUGCUUAAUUGGCCCUGAACCAAUCCUUAAUUUUUAUGGUGAUAAUUUGCCUGAGACAAUAGACAAAAAAACAAAAUUUCAUAAAAAUAAAAUCAUUAAAGAAACUUUAAAUAAUAUGGAUAACUUUAAUCUAACAAUAAGUCAUGUUGAAUUUAAUACAAAUGAAGAGUCUGAUUGGAUAAAUGAAUUAAAUGAGCUUGUUAAACUUGUAUUUGAUAAUUGCUCUGCUAGAACUAUGUUCAUGGUAUUUAUUUCUGGUAAAGAUAUGAUAAAUUUCCAAGAUAUUGUUAGUGGAAUGUUUAUGGCUACUGUGAAAAAGAGUUAAACAUAAUUUUUACCUUAAAAUUGUUUCUUAAUUGUUUGUCUUAGAUUUAUAUUGAAAAUCAUGAACUUUAUUGUCAUAAAUGUAGAAUUAUUUAUGCCUUAUUUGAAUUUAAAAAUACAGUGUUCUCCCUUAGUGUUUUUAGAAGGGCGGUUUGCCCUGCCGGCACUUUGAUCCUUAUAAAUUCACCAUCUUUGUCCUUUUUGUAAAAAUAAGCCGCCCAUCCAUUAAAAACGCUGCCUUUUUAUUUACAUUCCAAUUUUAUAAAAGUUAAUUCUCUGUUUUAAUAAUUACGCACUGUUAAAUAAUCUGUGUUUAUGGGUUUAAUUCUGAUUACAAUUACAAGUAUUUACUUUGUUAGGAUUAUUUUCGACUCUAAAUUUUUAUACGAGUUUUUCAGGUGAAAUAUUAAUAAAUUUCUUCAUUUUUAAUAACUUGGUUUUUAAAAAGUAAUGCAAUUUUAAAUCUUUAUUUUCUCACAAUUUUCAGUUUAAAUUGCAUUAAAAUCUCUCAAGUUUAUCAAUAAUUUUUUUAAAAAAAUUGUGUCCAAAUAUUAUCUAUUAGCAGGCUUUAAUUAUUUUUAUAAAAUGUAAAAUUUUCUCUUAUUCUGAUAAUGAGAGAGAAUUAUGUUUUGAAAUAUACAACAUAUAAAAUUGUAUAAGAGGAUAAUUUAAAAAUUGUUGAGGAUCAAAUUCAGUUAUUAUAUAGUACUACACAUUUUAAUAAAUUUUUACUGUUUCAAAAUUUGUAGUGUCCAUUUUUAUUCCUAGGGAGAACUCUGAAAAUAUGUUUAAGAACUAGGUAUAAUUUGAAAUAUACUAAAUUAAUGACUGAUUUUGUAUUUGCAUUUUCAGGUGUUUCUUUUCUUGGAAUUGUUUUUUUUUAUUUCUAUAUUUUUUUUAUAUCUACAAAUAGCUUAUAAUAAUUUCUCAACCACCAUCUGUCAUUGAUUUAUCUGGCUAUUAAU
Parasteatoda tepidariorum (common house spider) is the source of this 2985-nucleotide messenger RNA. RefSeq lists its product as uncharacterized. Lineage: Eukaryota; Metazoa; Arthropoda; Arachnida; Araneae; Theridiidae. Gene Ontology annotation, cellular component: nucleus. The record is from RefSeq and is a predicted model, not a curated record. Gene Ontology annotation, molecular function: exonuclease activity; nucleic acid binding.